Molecule: messenger RNA, 2392 nt
Organism: Saccostrea echinata
Lineage: Eukaryota; Metazoa; Mollusca; Bivalvia; Ostreida; Ostreidae
Product: ethanolamine-phosphate phospho-lyase-like
Exons: 11
Coding region: 75-1523 (482 amino acids)
Cellular component (GO): mitochondrion
Molecular function (GO): pyridoxal phosphate binding; transaminase activity
Source: RefSeq, a predicted model, not a curated record
CAAAACCAUGUGGACAGCCUUCCUCCAUAGCAUUGUAUUGAGUUUCGUUUUAGAGAGGCACUUAUAACCAGAAAAUGGAACAGAAAUUAUCGAAAACGGAGACAAUUCAUUUGAGAAAGAAACAUAUAAGUGAAGCAUGUCAGCUGUUUUUUAAAGAGGACCCUUUGAAGAUUGUGAGGGCGACUGGACAGUACAUGAUUGAUGAGGAUGGAAAUUCCUAUCUGGACUGUAUCAACAAUGUCUGCCACGUCGGCCAUUGUCAUCCCUAUGUGGCGGAGGAGGCUUGUAAACAAAUCAAAACUCUCAAUACAAACAGUCGCUAUCUCCAUGACAACCUGGUGCUUCUGGCCAAGAAGAUCACAGCGACACUGCCAGAGAAACUCUCCGUGGUCUACCUGGUGAAUUCUGGGUCUGAGGCUAAUGACUUGGCUAUCCGUCUGGCUCGACAUUACACCAGAGGGACUGAAAUGAUCACACUGGACCAUGCCUACCAUGGUCACCUGAGUUCUGUGAUGGACAUUAGCCCAUACAAACUCCACACAAAUGUGGACGGAUCACACACAAAACCUGAACAUGUCCAUAUUGUGCCUUGUCCAGAUGCUUAUAGAGGUAAAUAUUGUGAUAAUCAGUACUCACAGACCGAAGUCAGCCAGAAGUAUGCCGAUGAAGUCAAGGACGUCAUCAACAAAAUUCACCAGCAGGGAAAGAAAGUCAGUUUUUACAUAGCAGAGUCCAUGCAGAGCUGUGGGGGUCAAAUCAUAAUGCCAGAGGGCUACCUGAAGCAAGUCUACAAGUACGUCCAUGAUGCUGGGGGUGUUUGUAUAGCUGAUGAGGUCCAGGUAGGAUUUGGUCGGGUGGGCUCACAUUUCUGGGCCUUUCAACCUGAGGGAGUUGAACCAGACAUAGUGACUAUGGGUAAACCAAUGGGAAAUGGGCACCCUGUGGCUGCCGUGGUGACCACACAGGAAAUAUCUGACAAGUUCAAGGCCUCUGGAAUGCAGUACUUUAAUACAUAUGGUGGUAAUCCUGUGUCGUGCGCAGUGGCUCUUGCAGUACUCCACGUUAUCGAGGAGGAGGGACUCCAGGAGCAUGCCCAGAGAGUGGGAAACUACUGGAUAAACAAAGUCACGGAACUAAAGCAGCAAUUCCCCAUCAUUGGGGAUGUCAGGGGUCGUGGUUUGUUUCUUGGGAUUGACCUUGUGAAGGAUUGUAAGACCCGGGAGCCAGCCACACAGGAAGCACAGACAGUGGUCAGAAGAAUGAAAGAGGAGGCCAGAAUUCUUAUUAGUUCUGAUGGACCACACAACAAUGUCCUCAAAACCAAACCACCAAUGUGUUUCAGCGAGGAGAACGUUGACUUAUUCUGCUCCAAACUCUCGGAGAUUCUGACGGAUCUUCAGACAGAUGAGAUCAAAACUGUACUGAAGGACAUGAUAGAAGAUGUGGAGAAGACGUCCAGUACAAUAGACGUCAACAGAAAUCAGUCCGCCAGCGAGUGGGGCAUGACUGCCGCUGUCUUCUAGUCAAACUCAAGUCAAAUAUUUGGUGAAGGUUUAAUCAUAAACAGAUCUGUACAUAGGUGAUUGGAGGAUCGUUUCAAUGCCUUUUAUAAAGGUGUUUUGUGUACAUCUUGCUGCAAUGCAACAUGUAUCAAUGCAGGAAUAAACUGUUGUUAAUUUUUAAGCAAAUUCUGUAUUACAUAUUCCAUAUUUUCAGAACCACUAUUAAAAUUGAAUUUUUUUUAUAGUAGUUUCACUUUGACAAUACUUACUGUCCGUUGCCUGGAAAUGGAAUGUUUUGGUUGUUGUUAAAUGUGUAGACCUGUAUUAUUUAGUAAAGUAUACCUCUUGAUUCCCUCAGGUAUUUAUAUAUUGUUAAUUGUCGAUAUCAAACCAAACAGCAUCUACAGCAAUCUUUUUGUUAUUUAUCUUGGUUAGAUUGAAAACCAACCUAUUCCCUCCUUAGUUUUUUUUUCCAGAUGUUUUUACUGAAAAAUAAUAAAAAUGAGUUAAUUCUUUUUGAGAAGCUGAAAGCUUUAGAGAUGUGAUUGCUAGUAUCAGGCCCUAGGUCUUAUUGAUUUGGAUUUAAAAUAUAUUUUAUUCAAAUCAAUGAAAUGGAUUGAAUAGCAGGCAUAAAUGCCUAUGAUCGUUCUCUCUAUAAAACAUAGGUCUUAUUGAUGUGAGGUGAUUCUCUGUUUCUUCAGCACAGCUGUAAUAUUAAGGGUUAUUUAUUUAAACAAGCACAAAUCUUAGAUUUGUUCUAAGGUCCUUGUAUUGUUGAAAGGUAGCUAUUGUUACCUUUGUUAGAUGUUGCCAUAAAAUGUUUUAGUUUGUACGCUAUACAGCUUUGAUUAGAGUCUGUUUUAGAAAUAAAGGUUUUAUUUUUUAGUGUA